Messenger RNA from Hypoxylon trugodes, 4237 nucleotides. RefSeq lists its product as uncharacterized. Gene Ontology annotation, cellular component: nucleus; membrane. The coding region runs from base 579 to 3701 and encodes 1040 amino acids. The transcript has 10 exons. Gene Ontology annotation, biological process: metal ion transport; positive regulation of transcription by RNA polymerase II; transmembrane transport. The record is from RefSeq and is a predicted model, not a curated record. Gene Ontology annotation, molecular function: protein binding; transcription cis-regulatory region binding; metal ion transmembrane transporter activity. NCBI's taxonomy places the organism in Eukaryota, Fungi, Ascomycota, Sordariomycetes, Xylariales, Hypoxylaceae.
GUUACAUUAUAGUCCUCCCAGCAAGGACCAAGGACUUGCGCAUUGCUUUUUUCUACGCCAUGCGGUAGAUUUAAUUAAUGGAUAUGACGGCUACCCCUCUACGCGAUAAAUCCAUCCUCCCCGGACCAUUUUUCUUAUAAACUCCCGGACUUCGGUGUUUACUCAGGUAGGUACACUUCCGAUACUACUUUAAGGUAUAUUAGAAGGACAAUCCCCAUGAAAUGCAGAGUCUACAGGUAUAUUUACAACUUCUCAUGAGAUCAACCUCGAAUAUGGAUAUCAUUUGCGAAGCGGUAUGUAAGAGCGGGACACGCAUCUCCCACAUGCAAUCCUAGCCAGUGAGAACCCGCGAGAGAAAUCUCAGCUAAACGAUGUAUGCAUGUACAUUUCUAAGUACCUAGGACUUAGGUAGGUGUACAGUCGGAUCUGCAAUUAUGUGAUGAGAUGAUUCAAUGCGAAUUGUCAUCAAUUCAAUGGUAAAGAAUCGCAUUCACUCUAUCAUAGAAUCAGCCUUCGUUUUGUUUGCGAUCUCUUUUAUUGCGUUUCCAAUCUGAUAAUCAACACUCGUCAAUCUGGCCAUGCACAUGAAUUACACGGUCCAACAUUUCCUCGACGGGUUGGCGUCUAUUGCACAACCAGGCUUCGAGACAGAAAAGAUUCUCUUCAAUACAGAUUUCUUAGAGUUUCGAAGCGACAAUGACGAAACACUUUUACAUUUCGCGGUGAGGCAGGGCUUGGAAAAGGGGAUUGCGUUUUUAUUGCAAAAUGAGAAGUGGAAGAAAUUUGUGAACGCCAAGAAUGACAUCGGCGAGACUCCGCUUCAUGUACUGUGCCAGAAUAGUGCAAAUUUCGAAAAUCAGAAUGGUGGCAGGGAAAGAAUUGAGGAUAUACUCAAAGCUUUACUUGAAAAUGGUGCUAAUAUCAAUAUUUCGGAUGAUAGCGGAUGGACGCCUCUGCACGAUGCCCUUCACGCGGAAUCCGUUUUCAUGACCGAAAAACUCCUAGCCAUAGACGGGAUUGAUGCCAAUAAGCAAGUUUACUUUCAAGGAGCGACGCCGCUUCAUAUGGCUGUUGAUAGGAACAUGCUCAGAACAACGAGAUCACUCAUUGCUAAAGGGGCAAACUGUGAAUUGACCACACAUAGUGGUGAGACGGUUCUUCACUGGGCUCUAAUGGCCGCGAAAUUAAUUGAUGGGGAUGAUGGAUUAGGCGUUGAUGAUGGGGACCCUAUAAACAAUUACCUUGUUAUCGGCAGUGAGGAUUAUGGUGAGGAUUAUGGGGCUAUGAUCGGUCAGAAUCAGAAAAGUCCCCAGGGUACCAUCGUCAAUCGCGAGAACAAGGACGAUCAAGAUGACUAUGAGACUGAUGACAAGGAGAGGAUGGAUGCGAUACUCAAAAUCCUUACUGGCGAAGACAGGUUGUUUCAGCUCCUACAGGUGGCCUAUAGAGAGCCGGAUCUAGACAUGGUGAAAUUUGCCUUCCACAAACUACAACCUGGGAAUAGUUGGACUGUGAUAUACCGACUAUGGAUGGCUAUGAGUGAGGAUAGACUUGGGGAUCUAGAAAAGGAACUACAAGAGGAGGUAAAAAGUAAGGCGGGCGGGCCCCCUAGAUCAUGGAACGUCCUUGAUCUUUCGGCCUACCUUGGUAUACCCCAGAUAGUAAGGUGGCUUCUACGCAGCAAACGCUGGAAAAUCUCAGAAAAAGUACACGCGAAGUCACUUGUACGCGACCGUGGUCGUACUCACGGUUUGGGAACUGAUGGCUCGAUCUGGGAUGAGCCUUUCGUAAAAUACAACGGGACGGAGCGAAACAGAGACGGCUUCAUGCCGGAUUCCCGUGACACAGAUAAAGAUCUUUCAAAAGAAUUCCAAUCGACUAUUGUUGACCUCUAUAACGAAAAGAAUCAAUUCGGUAUGCUCUGUCAUUCUCGCAAAGUUCAUGAGCUUCUGUAUUCCGGCGAAGGCAAGGGAUUGAAGCCAGGUGCCGAGAGCGUGGUCGAGUUAUUGGCCCAAAAAAUGCCUGGCUUUGCCAAAAAUACAUAUGGUCCUUCGAGCUUUAGAUUCAGGUGGAUACAUUUACAUGCGAACUCCAUUCAAUGGACGACGGAUGCGGCCACCGUCACAUACCAAGCAAAAUACCAUAAGGUAGAUGAGAUUAAGAAGAGGCUUCAGUUCCUUGAGAAUAGUUGGCAUGAACUUCCCGAGAGCGGGUCUGGAGGAAAGUACAUGCAUCCGAAUUGUUCCAGAAAAGCCUUCCAUAGGGUGAGAAAUAACCAAGAGACAAAUAAAACCGAGGAGGCGAUAAACCAAUUGGCACUCUAUGUUCCCUACAUCAAAUGUGCACCUCAACCUCAUAAGGUUGAAGACAUCCUAGAUGAUGAUGAACAUACACAAAGCGAAGACUUCAAAUUACCCUUCCAUAGAUCCCGGACCCUAGACAUGUACUAUCGUGGAAGAAGUGAAGCUGUAACGGAUGAGGAUCAAGUCGUAUCACGAUUCAUGGGCCUGAGGAACGGGGUAGGGAGCACAGGUCCAGAGAGUACGAAGAGAGAAAGGGAAGGGAAGCAGACCUCGGAAAUACUACAUGUUGGCCAACUUUGGUUGUGGGUUAUUGAUGAAAAAACUAUAAUUACCGGGACGACCCAUUACCCGAGAGCAGACACUGACCCGAUGUUUGAGGGAAUAUUGGACCGCCUGAGCGAUAGCGACAAUAGUUUCAACAGAGAAGCUGUACUAGCUUCGACCGACAGCUUUGUCAAAUUCAUUUUUAACUUUUACGUUAAUAUCGUUGAUAACUUGACGUUAGACGUAAACUUCGCGGACUCCGACGAGGAGCAAUCUGAGAGCUACUUAGUAGACGAAAUAUUCGCGAGCUCUAUUGAGCGUGUGAGUAAACAAGAAAGUGAUCUGCGUAAAAAAUUCCGAGACCAAAUAGGCGAUGUGCCUAUUGAGGGGGAAGAUGAGAUUCACAAAGACGUUUCAAAAGCGACGGAACUCCUCACCGAAAUUCAAGAUAUACGAGGCGAACUAAAGAUGAUAAGAUCGGUUGUUCGGACUCAGCAACGAGUGUGGAACCAACUAUCCAAUCAGCCCACCGGUUAUAGUGAAGAUUCUGAUGGUAAGCAGAAUGACAAUUCUGGGAAGGGUACGGAUCCGAGCUAUGUCUUAGACCGAAUCCAAGGACUACUUGAAUUUGCGGAAGAGGUGGAGAAAAAUGUCGAGUCCGUUCUAGAAUUACGUAUGAACCAUCUCAACCUACACGAAGCUGAAAAUACGAGAAAACAAGGAGAGACUUUAAUGGUUUUCACGGUUGUAACUAUCAUAUUUACACCAUUAUCAUUUGUAACCUCCCUAUUUGCAGUGAAUAUUUCAGUAUUUCCACAUUCGGGUGAUAAUGUUCUUUUCCCACCAGGAUUGGUCUUCGGUAUCUUAGUUGGAGUGUUGGUGGGCUUCUCUCUUAUUGUAUGGAUUGUAGUGAAGGUCAGCAAGACCGAAGUACGGCAACGCCUCCUAGGAAAGAACAUCAAAGUCUUAAAAAAAGACAGGCCUAACGACCCUAGUACACCUAUGAUACAUGCCGCAGAACAGCAACUCAGCAACAAAAUUAGAAGAUCAUCAUCUGUUUUGGGGGGUUGGAUUGAGUCCUCUCUUCAAUGGCGUCGGAAUCGAGUCAAGGCCACGGAACGAUUGCCUACCUAGCACAUAGACUUACCAAAAAGCCAAUACCCUUUCCUCUAGUAGGAUUGAGCGGACACGCCUGAGCGUCAACGUUUUGUAUCAACCUAUUACGCCGGCGCACACUUUAAACAGAAAGUUACAUAGGCGACAACAAUGCUCCCAACACGAGAAACCAAAGCUAUAUUUAUGUAGAUGUCCACUAUAACGCAAGAUGAAUACCUAAGUAAGUAAAUUGAAUUUAUCCCUUGAGUCUGGACGUGGGCUCUUGGCUGGAUAUGCACGCAUCUGAUGCUCUGUGGAAUGCGGACGUAAAUAUUCAACACUGGUUUCGUUGUGGGGUGGUUGGAGAUUAUGUGGGCGGAUCGUACCACCAGUGGAAACAUCAUUGAGGAGACAUGGAUGCUAUUCUUGGAUAUUGGGCGUCAAUGGGGUACAGGUGCCAUUGGAUUGAAUAGAAAAGGAUGUAGGACUCGUAAGGACUUACCGCCCUCAAUGGUCUUAGAAGUGGGCGGAGACAGUAAAAACAUAGUAUCAUCACAAGUAGGAAGAACGAAGUA